AGCGGGUGCGUCAGUCGCCGAGAGAGCGAGCCUGGCUGCGGACGGCGCUGCGGGGGGACGGGAGCGGCCGCGCGCGCACCGACCGCCCGCCCGGCGCAGCCUCCGCCACUAGGCCCGCAGCCGCGGACGGCCAGGCCUCGGGGGGAGCGGCGCACGAUGAGCGGCUGUCGGGUGUUCAUCGGGAGGCUCAAUCCAGCGGCCAGGGAGAAGGACGUAGAGCGUUUCUUCAAGGGCUACGGACGCAUCCGAGAUAUCGAUCUAAAAAGAGGUUUCGGGUUUGUGGAAUUCGAGGAUCCACGGGACGCGGACGACGCGGUUUACGAACUCGAUGGAAAAGAACUGUGUAGUGAAAGAGUGACGAUCGAGCACGCCAGAGCCCGCUCCAGAGGAGGGCGAGGCCGAGGGCGGUACUCUGACCGUUUUAGCAGCCGCCGGCCCCGCAAUGACAGGAGAAACGCUCCACCGGUAAGAACGGAAAAUCGUCUCAUAGUUGAGAAUUUAUCCUCAAGAGUCAGCUGGCAGGAUCUCAAAGAUUUCAUGAGACAAGCUGGGGAAGUAACCUUUGCUGAUGCACACAGACCGAAAUUAAAUGAAGGGGUAGUUGAGUUUGCCUCUUACAGUGAUUUAAAGAAUGCUAUUGAAAAGCUUUCUGGAAAAGAAAUAAAUGGGAGGAAAAUCAAACUAAUCGAAGGCAGCAAAAGGCACAGGUCGAGAAGCCGAUCCCGUUCCCGGACCCGGAGCUCCUCCAGGUCUCGUAGCCGUUCCCGGUCGAGUAGCCGCAAGUCGUACAGCAGGUCCCGGAGCCGGAGCCGGAGCCGGAGCAAGUCCCGAUCCGUUAGUAGGUCUCCCAUGCCUGAAAAGAGCCAGAAACGUGGCUCUUCAAGUAGAUCCAAGUCCCCGGCGUCUGUGGGCCGGCAGAGGUCUCGGUCGAGGUCCAGAUCCGUUGACAGUGGCAACUGAACUAGAAAGAACUAAGCCCUGGGGGCAGUUUUU
This is a messenger RNA of Ornithorhynchus anatinus (platypus), 993 nucleotides long. RefSeq names its product serine and arginine rich splicing factor 5 (gene SRSF5). Gene Ontology annotation, molecular function: mRNA binding. The transcript is spliced from 8 exons. Gene Ontology annotation, cellular component: ribonucleoprotein complex; nucleus; cytoplasm. The coding region runs from base 157 to 960 and encodes 267 amino acids. NCBI's taxonomy places the organism in Eukaryota, Metazoa, Chordata, Mammalia, Monotremata, Ornithorhynchidae. The record is from RefSeq and is a predicted model, not a curated record.